Molecule: messenger RNA, 6337 nt
Organism: Fukomys damarensis (Damara mole-rat)
Lineage: Eukaryota; Metazoa; Chordata; Mammalia; Rodentia; Bathyergidae
Gene: Col4a1
Product: collagen type IV alpha 1 chain
Exons: 52
Coding region: 204-5021 (1605 amino acids)
Cellular component (GO): collagen trimer; basement membrane
Molecular function (GO): extracellular matrix structural constituent
Source: RefSeq, a predicted model, not a curated record
GUGCUAAGGAUGGGAUAUAGUAAUAACAAUGCAGGUGGAAAGGCAGGGCCUGUGAGCUCUUGGAAACUGAGGGAGAAGAGAUUUCCUCACCCGGUGGGUGUGAUGGAGCCGGUGGUUGUGGAAAAUGUGACUGCCACGGAGUGAAGGGACAAAAGGGAGAGAGAGGCCUCCCAGGCCUGCAAGGUGUCAUUGGGUUUCCAGGAAUGCAAGGGCCCGAGGGGCCACAUGGACCCCCAGGACUGAAGGGCGACGCUGGAGAACCAGGGCUUCCUGGCACGAAAGGGACACGAGGGCCGCCAGGAGCAUCCGGUUACCCUGGGAACCCAGGACUUCCGGGCAUCCCCGGCCAGGACGGCCCCCCGGGCCCCCCCGGAAUCCCGGGAUGCAACGGUACAAAGGGCGAUAGAGGACCGGUCGGGCCGCCAGGCUUGCCAGGGUUCGCUGGAAAUCCUGGACCCCCCGGACCCCCCGGAAUGAAGGGGGAACCGGGAGAAAUACUCGGCCACGUGCCCGGGACACUGCUGAAAGGAGAACGAGGGUUUCCGGGAGCGCCAGGGAUGCCUGGCUCCCCAGGACUGCCAGGGCUCCAGGGACCCGUGGGGCCCCCCGGAUUCACCGGACCGCCAGGUCCCCCAGGCCCUCCCGGCCCCCCAGGUGAAAAGGGGCAGAUGGGCUCGAGCUUUCAGGGGCCGAAAGGUGACAAGGGUGACCAGGGCGUCAGUGGACCUCCCGGGGUACCUGGCCAGGCGCAGGUGAAGCAGAAAGGCGACUUCGCCCCGACAGGGGAGAAGGGUCAGAAAGGUGAACCCGGCUUUCAGGGAAUGCCAGGGGUUGGAGAGAAAGGUGAACCCGGAAAGCCAGGGCCUCGAGGAAAGCCUGGCAAAGACGGGGAAAAGGGAGACAGCGGGAGUCCGGGCCUCCCUGGUGACUCAGGGUACCCUGGGCUCCCGGGCCGGCUGGGCCCCAAGGGAGAUAAAGGCGAAGCUGGUCCUCCUGGUGCCCCGGGAAUUGUCAUAGGCACCGGGCCUCUGGGAGAAAAGGGAGACCGAGGCUACCCAGGCUCUCCCGGGCUGAGAGGGGAGCCGGGCCCCAAAGGUUACCCCGGAAUUCCAGGCCAGCAGGGGCCUCCAGGCCUUGUCACCCCAGGGCAGCCUGGUUCUCCCGGCUUCCCCGGUGUGAGAGGAGAAAAAGGCGAUCGAGGCCCGCCCGGCGUGUCAAUGCCUGGACUCAGUGGAAAGGAUGGGGCCCCCGGCCUCCCCGGUCCCCCUGGCCCCCCCGGGCGGCCAGGCCACACCAAUGGCAUCGUGGAGUGUCAGCCAGGACCGCCAGGCGACCAGGGUCCUCCCGGGACCCCAGGGCAGCCCGGACUGUCGGGCGAAGCUGGAGAGAAAGGCCAGAAAGGUGACAGCUGCCUCGUCUGCGACAUGGAAGGACUCCGAGGGCCCCCCGGGCCACAGGGGCCCCCAGGGGAGAUUGGUUUCCCGGGACAGCCAGGGGCCAAAGGUGACAGGGGCCUGCCAGGCAGGGACGGCCUCGAAGGGGUGCCUGGACCCAAAGGUGCCCCGGGGCUGAUUGGCCAUCCGGGAGCCAAGGGGGAGCCUGGCGAGAUCAUCUUCGACGCACGGCUGAAAGGUGACAAAGGAGACCCCGGCUUUCCAGGACAGCCCGGCAUGCCUGGCAGAGUAGGGACCCCUGGGAGAGACGGCCACCCAGGACUGCCCGGCCCCAAAGGCUCCCCGGGCUCAGUAGGAUUCAAGGGAGAACGUGGUCCCCCUGGAGGAGUUGGCUUCCCUGGCAAUCGUGGUGACAUCGGCCCACCUGGGCCUCCAGGAUUUGGUCCCAGUGGGCCCAUUGGUGACAAAGGACAAGCAGGCUUUCCCGGGAGCCCUGGGGCCCCUGGCCUGCCAGGUCCAAAAGGCGAAGCAGGAAGGGCUGUUCCCUUACCUGGACCCCCUGGAGCAGAUGGGCUCCCAGGGUCCCCUGGAUUCCCAGGACCCCAAGGUGACCGAGGAUUCCCUGGGACCCCGGGCCGACCAGGCCUCCCUGGGGAGAAGGGUGCUGUGGGCCAGCCGGGGAUUGGAUUUCCUGGGCCUCCGGGUCCCAAAGGUGUGGACGGCUUGCCCGGAGACACGGGACCUCCUGGAAUCCCAGGCCGCCCGGGAUUUAACGGUUUGCCUGGCAGCCCAGGGGUGCCUGGCCAGAAGGGAGAGCCUGGAGUGGGUCUCCCUGGGCUCAAAGGACUGCCUGGCCUUCCUGGUAUCCCUGGCACCCCUGGAGAGAAGGGCAGCAUCGGGGGACCAGGCAUCCCUGGGGAGCACGGAGCGCUUGGCCCCCCUGGGCUUCAGGGCAUCAGAGGUGACCCUGGACCUCCUGGAGCACAGGGCCCCGCAGGCCCACCAGGGGCUCCAGGACUCGGUCCCCCUGGAGCCAUGGGUCCCCCCGGAGGACAGGGCCUGCCAGGCUCAUCAGGUCCUCCUGGACUGAAGGGAGAGAAGGGGUUCCCCGGCUUCCCAGGACUGGACAUGCCCGGCCCGAAAGGAGACAAAGGGGCCCAAGGACUUCCCGGCCUAACAGGACAGUCGGGGCUGCCUGGCCUUCCCGGACAGCAGGGCACGCCAGGAAUUCCAGGGUCCCCAGGUCUCAAGGGAGAAAUGGGCAUCAUGGGCGCCCCAGGGCAGCCGGGCUUGCCAGGACCACUGGGCACCCCAGGAUUGCCUGGGGAGAAAGGGGACCACGGCUUCCCAGGCUCCUCCGGACCCAGGGGAGACCCUGGCUUGAAAGGUGAAAAAGGGGAUGCCGGGCUCCCUGGCAAGCCGGGGACCAUGGAUAAACUGGACAUGGGCAGCGUGAAGGGAGAGAAGGGAGACCAAGGAGAGAAAGGACAAAUUGGACCCACUGGUGACAAGGGAUCCCGAGGUGACCCUGGGACCCCAGGAGUGCCUGGCAAGGACGGGCAGGCAGGGUACCCGGGACAGCCAGGACCCAAGGGAGACCCAGGUUUAAGCGGCACACCGGGCACCCCGGGGCUGCCUGGGCCAAAAGGAUCGGUCGGUGGAAUGGGCCUGCCAGGAACACCUGGAGAAAAGGGUGCACCCGGCAUCCCUGGCCAGCAGGGCCUCCCCGGCUCGCCCGGACUGAAAGGGGCAAAGGGAGAGAAGGGACAGGCAGGUCUGCCUGGCAUUGGGAUUCCUGGGCGGCCCGGUGACAAGGGCGACCAAGGGCUGGAGGGCUUCCCUGGCACCCCCGGAGAGAAGGGAGAGAAGGGUAGCGCUGGGAUGCCGGGCGUGCCGGGGUCUCCGGGCCCCAAGGGGUCUCCGGGCAGCGUCGGAUACCCAGGAAGCCCAGGGUUGCCGGGGGAGAAGGGUGACAAGGGUCUCCCGGGACUGGAUGGCAUCCCUGGAAUCAAAGGAGAAGCAGGUCUACCCGGGACCCCUGGCCCCUUGGGCCCCGCUGGCCAGAAGGGCGAGCCCGGCAGUGAUGGCAUCCCGGGGUCAGCAGGGGAGAAGGGCGAGCCAGGCCUCCCCGGACGAGGGUUCCCAGGGUACCCAGGGGCCAAAGGAGACAAAGGUUCAAAGGGCGAAGUGGGCUUCCCUGGACUGGCUGGGAGUCCCGGAAUUCCCGGAUCCAAAGGCGAGCAAGGAUUGAUGGGUCCUCCGGGGCCCCAGGGACAGCCUGGCAUACCUGGUGCACCCGGCCACGCCGUGGAGGGUCCCAAAGGAGACCGGGGACCGCAGGGACAACCUGGCCUGCCAGGGCUUCCGGGACCCAUGGGGCCUCCAGGGCUCCCUGGGCUGGAUGGACUGAAAGGAGAAAAGGGGAACCCAGGCUGGCCGGGAGCGCCUGGUGUCCCAGGGCCCAAGGGAGACCUGGGGUUCCAGGGCCUGCCGGGUAUCGGCGGCUCUCCAGGAAUCGCAGGCUCUAAGGGCGACAUGGGUCCGCCAGGAGUUCCCGGCUUCCAUGGUCAGAAAGGUCUUCCUGGUAUCCAGGGAUUGAAAGGCGAUCAGGGUGAUCAAGGGCUCCCCGGGCCUAAAGGUCUCCAAGGUCCUCCCGGCCCUCCUGGUCCUUACGAUGUCAUCAAAGGCGAUCCAGGGGUUCCCGGUCCUGAGGGUCCCCAAGGUCUGAAGGGGCUCCAGGGACCCCCAGGACCCAAAGGGCAGCAAGGUGUGACUGGCUCUGCGGGCGUCCCGGGACCUCCAGGAAACCCCGGCUAUGACGGUGCCCCUGGCCAGAAAGGAGAGACGGGUCCCUUCGGACCGCCUGGGCCCAGAGGGUUCCCAGGCCCCCCAGGGCCCGAUGGGCUGCCAGGAUCCAUGGGGCCCCCAGGCACCCCGUCCGUUGACCACGGCUUCCUGGUGACCAGGCACAGCCAGACGACCGAGGACCCGCUGUGUCCACCCGGGACCAAGGUCCUUUACCACGGCUACUCUCUGCUCUAUGUGCAGGGUAACGAGCGGGCCCACGGCCAGGACCUGGGCACGGCGGGCAGCUGCCUGCGCAAGUUCAGCACCAUGCCCUUCCUGUUCUGCAACAUCAACAACGUCUGCAACUUCGCCUCCCGCAAUGACUACUCCUACUGGCUGUCCACGCCUGAGCCCAUGCCCAUGAGCAUGGCGCCACUUGCCGGGGAGAACAUCCGGCCCUUCAUCAGCAGAUGUGCCGUGUGUGAGGCGCCCGCCAUGGUGAUGGCUGUGCACAGCCAGACCAUCCAGAUCCCGCAGUGUCCCAGCGGGUGGUCCUCGCUUUGGAUUGGCUACUCCUUCGUGAUGCACACCAGUGCCGGUGCCGAGGGCUCCGGCCAAGCCCUGGCAUCACCCGGGUCCUGCCUGGAGGAGUUCAGAAGUGCGCCCUUCAUCGAGUGCCAUGGCCGCGGGACCUGCAAUUACUACGCCAAUGCUUACAGCUUCUGGCUCGCCACCAUCGAGAGGAACGAGAUGUUCAAGAAGCCCACGCCCUCCACUUUGAAGGCCGGAGAGCUUCGUACGCAUGUCAGCCGCUGCCAAGUGUGCAUGCGAAGAACAUAACGGGGCCAACCCAGCUGCCGUCACAACAUGGUGCUACUCCUCCUCCUCCUCCGCUCGCUGCCGCCUCCUCUUUUAUUUUUAACAGCAACGAACCCUAGAAAUAUAUCCUGUGUACCUCACUGUCCAGUAUGAAACCGCAAAGUGCCUUAUAGGAAUGUGUGUAACUAACACGCCUGCUUCACUGGUCUCUGCUUGCUGAAGGAGAAGAGAGACAACGAUAAACUUUCCAUAGUGGCAUCCAGAUGGCACUUGUGAUGAGUACAAUACCAGUCCUGCUCCGAUCCUGCACUGAGGUGCGAAGUUGGAGCCCCAAGGUGCUAGAGGCGUGGGGCCACCCACCGCCCACCUGCCCGCCUGCCCUGCUCAGCCUUGUGUUGUAAUAGAUGAGUUUCCCACCCCACAGGAAUGUCUGUAGAGCACCGUCUCGUGUUUCCAAAUCCAGGUCCCUUGGUCUGUGCAAACGAUGGCGAUGUAAAAGCGGUCUCCGCAAACCUCCAAAUGCAAUGACAGACUCAGUAAACCACUUCCCCUCCAGCCCCAGACAAAUUGGUGUCUCUCCGCUCUGUGUGGUACUACGCAGCUCCUCUGGCAGAAGUGCCAACUUUCCUGUGGAAUAAAGAUGGUCCAAAAGUAGUGAGAAAUUAAAUAUAUAUAUUUUAGUAAUUUAUAUAGACGUCAGCAAUUAGGCAGGUCAAAUCCUAGUGUAACUUCCACUGUUGAAAUAAAGCUUACCUAGUUCUCUUGCAAGACUGUGCUGUCCUUUAACACAGGUUUUUAAACACUCCGAUACCAAAUGUGAAACACCAGCUUUCCUCGUUCACUUCCAAACCAAAAAUCACUGAUGCCCAAAGCAGAUGCGGGUUGGUGCGCACGGGGCCUCGGGCCUUUGGAACAUGCACUUUGAGCUGAUUGUUUCGACUCUGUUGAAUACUUUCAGGGUUUUAAACACUAACCACAAACUGAACGACUUGACUUCAAAAGCAGCGGCAGUAAGGCCUUCCGUGCAGUAGCACCCUCUCGCCGCCGCGCGAGGAGAGCGCUGUGGAGCGCGAUGUCCGUACUUCUGCUCAGGUGCGCGCGCAGGCCACUUCCGCUUCCGGCCGCGCCUGGGCCUCGCAGACUCCGCAGGGAGCGAGGGUCGCAGGAGGGCAGAUUCGGACCACUAUGCUUGAAAUGACAUUUCACCAAAAGUCUCCAAAACUUUCUCAAGACUACUAAGGCCUUUUCUGUAAUAUCUUUACAUGUGUAUUUCUUAAAAAUUCAAAUUUGUAAUAAAACUAUUUGUAUAAAAAUUAAGCUUUUAUGAAUUUGUUGCU